This is a messenger RNA of Linum tenue, 1788 nucleotides long. The record is from the annotation of a GenBank genome assembly. Lineage: Eukaryota; Viridiplantae; Streptophyta; Magnoliopsida; Malpighiales; Linaceae.
UUGUUUCCCUAAUACGUUUAAAGAAUGAGUAAGUUAAUGGGUCCUUACAACACAAACGACCGGUUCUAUGGUGUAGUGGUUAGCACUCUGGACUUUGAAUCCAGCGACCUGGGUUCGACUCCCGUCACUCUGUCUGCCGAAGCUCAGGCGGCGAAAAUGGAAGGGGUGAACUACGAAACCCUAGCAAUCAAGCAAAAUUCCUCGGUCGUAUACCUCUACCUCAACCGCCCGCGGCAGCGCAACGCUCUAUCCCGCGAAUUCUUCUCAGAAUUCCCCAAAGCCCUCGCCUCCCUCGACCAAAACCCUAGCGUCAGUGUAAUCGUCCUCUCCGGCACCGGCGACCACUUCUGCUCCGGAAUUGACCUAACAACCUUCGCCUCCAUAAAAAAUCAGUCCGGAUCCCUCCGUCCAGGACGCGCCAACGAGUGGCUCCGCCGGGACAUCAAGUUCCUGCAGGACGCCAUUACGGCGAUCGAGCUGUGCAGAAAGCCCGUCAUUGCCGCGAUCCGUGGAGCCUGCAUCGGCGGUGGAAUCGAUAUCGUGACCGCCUGUGAUGUAAGGUAUUGCACGGAGGAAGCCUUUUUUUCCGUCAAAGAGGUGGAUUUGGCGAUUACUGCUGAUUUGGGGACGCUGCAGAGGCUUCCUGCGAUUGUCGGGUUUGGGAACGCGAUGGAAUUGAGCUUAACGGGUCGCAGAUUCUCGGGUCAGGAGGCCAAAGAGUUGGGUCUGGUUUCCCGGGUUUUUGGUUCCAAGGAGGAAUUGGGUGAAGGCGUGAGACUUAUUGCAGAAGGAAUUGCUGCAAAAUCGCCGCUUGCUGUGAUUGGAACGAAAUCCGUGGUUUUGAAGAGCAGGGAUAUGAAUGUAGAUCAAGGAUUGGAUUAUGUAGCAACUUGGAACUCUGCAAUGCUAAUGUCUGAUGAUUUAACAGAGGCCAUCUCGGCACAAUUGCAGAAAAGGAAGCCUGCCUUUGCCAAGCUUUGAUCUCGCUUUGUUGUGUGUCAUUUUACUUGCAGAAUAAAGGGAAAAUGGUACUAUGAUGUUGUUGUCUGUUGUAUUUUGAAUCUGGUGAAUUCAGUAUGAAACGAAAAGUUUGAAUGAAACAUGAAAAUCUGCUAUCAGUUGUUGUCCUUGUUGACAGUUCACGAUGCAAUAAAGUUGCCUUCUUGAUGGAUUACUGUCUUCUAUUUUGUUAUUUCUGGCCUAUUCUCUUUUCAUAAACUAUGAACGACAUAUGCCCGACUGGGUUCUGAACCGAAUGCAACAGUAGAUAAGAGUACGGUCGUGACAAGGCUAUCGAAACGACGAGUUGAUUGAGAGUUGGUGCCAAACAUCAGGAAGUAUAAGUAGGUUUUUCGUUAGUUCAAAUCGUGAAAAUGGUCAAAUCAGCACAUAGGAAAAAGCUUCAUUCAUGUGGUUCCUGUUAGAGUUUGAUCAAUUGUCACCCUUUCUGGCUUCCCAUCUUCUUUCAAUUCUUUUUGUUUGGUUUCUCUUGUUUGGUAUCCCUGAUAGCUGAAGGUCCUUUCUUUGACAGGCGAACGAUCAAAAAGAUUGCUCAGCACAGUAAAGGAAGAUUUGUGGAAGGUAAAGCAGCCGCCCGGCGCAGGAUAAGUUAAGCCAAGCCGUGAUGCCACUUGCCAGCUAAAUGGAAGGUAGGCUUAGAAAGCGGCUUAGAAAGCAAAGUGCCGCAGACUGAAAAUGGGGAAACAGAUCCACAGACUUUGUUUCCAUUCCGAGCCUUCCUCAACUCGGUAAAACCCUUGCUCUGUUUCUUUCUUGGCUCACCAGUUU